Messenger RNA from Umbelopsis ramanniana AG, 1411 nucleotides. RefSeq lists its product as uncharacterized. Lineage: Eukaryota; Fungi; Mucoromycota; Umbelopsidomycetes; Umbelopsidales; Umbelopsidaceae. Gene Ontology annotation, molecular function: hydrolase activity. The record is from RefSeq and is a predicted model, not a curated record. Bases 100 to 954 code for a protein of 284 amino acids. The transcript is spliced from 2 exons.
GUAUUUCUUAUUGCGUGCUUAUUUCAUAAUGCCGGAUAUUUGGCAGUAGAUGUUUGCCACGGCAAAAUUUCUGCCGUGUAAGAAGUUGGCGGAGUAACAAUGACCAAUAUAAAAGAUGGUCGUGUUGUUCACUUUUUUAACACUAACAUUGUCUACUAUCCCGGCAAAAACUCAAGAAAUAUGUCAAGCUCACUUAACAUUACCAAUGAAAGCCUUCAAUGCUGCCGCCGAGGCAAUCUCCGCACUGGAACCCCCACGGGCAAAGAGGUCACUCUAGCUGGACGCCAGGCCUAUUUCGCCGCUGCUGCCAAUGGUAAGCCUGUAGGCGCCUUGCUUUAUAUCACGGACGCUUUUGGCUGGGACGUGUCUAAUGCUCGUCUUUUGGCUGACACAUAUGCUGCCGACGGUGACCUUGAUGUCUAUAUUUUAAAUGUUCUGGAUAAGGACGCUGUUCCUCCUGGCGCUUUCACUCACCCUGACCUAAAGUUUGACAUGGCCGCUUGGGCAGGCAAGAUUAUCUCCUUGAGACCUGAGCACGAAAAUGCUUACAUUGAAGCUGUCAAGGAGCUUCGUUCAAAGUAUUCAAAGGUUGCUGCCUCCGGUUACUGCUGGGGUGGCUAUUAUUCCAUUCGUCUCGCUCAACAUGAUGACUUGAUCGAUACUGCCAUUGCUUCUCAUCCUAGCUUGGUGGCUGUCCCUGGAGACAUUGAGCCCAUCAAGAAGCCCGUCUUCUUUGUCUGUGCCGAAACAGAUCAACAAUUUGGUGAAGAGAAGCGUGAAGAAGCUAAGGAAGUUUUGGCAAAGAAGCCUGAAACAGGAAGCUUUUUCAAAUUGUAUCCAGGUACCCAGCAUGGUUUUACUACCAGACCAGAUCCCGAAGGAGUUACCGCCUCGCAUGAAGCUAAAGAUGCCACUGUGACUUGGAUUCUCAAGCAUUUUGGUGUAACUAACUAACUAGCGCCUUUAGCCGUAGCCACUAGGCAAUAUUACAAAUUGCCGUCUAUGCAGCAGCCCUUCAGACUGUAAGGCUUAUUGUACAAACACACGCAAUCCCAAAUCCAGAAGUUGUAUCUCAAUACUAUGAAAUUAUCCAAUCUAUCAAGAGCGUAUAUCCAGGAAAUAAACCAAAUUUUAACAGUUUUACAUUUUCAACCUUUUACUUCAAUGAUUUUUGUGGCGCUUGUCUAUGCGUACUGUACAAUUGUGGGUUCGCCCCAACUUAUUCAUAAUUUAAGAGGAAUAUCUUGAGAGGGAACAGUUCAAUGUCAUAUCCUUUUUACAUAUAUCUAAGAUCUCAUCUUUUGAAGACGGUCAGUGAUCUGUUGCAUGAACUCGGCAGUGGUGGAGUAGUGCUCAGGCUUCAAGCUAUGAAAUGGUACGUUAUUAGUGACCAGUCCUACUACAAUUAUUC